Molecule: messenger RNA, 1078 nt
Organism: Bufo bufo (common toad)
Lineage: Eukaryota; Metazoa; Chordata; Amphibia; Anura; Bufonidae
Product: SLAM family member 5-like
Exons: 5
Coding region: 6-806 (266 amino acids)
Source: RefSeq, a predicted model, not a curated record
UCAAGAUGAAGCUGCAAAAGCCCACAAGGCGCCUGUAUGCUUCUCUUACAGCUGUGAUCCUGCUCGUGUUAGGAGGUGAAGCCAACAUCCAGGUCCACAAGAACGUUCUACUGCACGGAUCGCUCAGGAUGUCUUAUUCUCCUUCCCAGAAGAUCGGAGCAAGUAAAUUAAUUACCUGGAGGUUUGAUAAGAUCAAUGAACAAGUCACAAUACUGGACACCACUGAGAAACCACAUUAUGUAUAUCCCUCUAAGUUCAGGGAUCGGCUACAAGUGUCUGAGAACCUACACACAUUGACCAUCGUGGAUCUGACUAUGGAAGAUGGUGGGAUGUACACCAUUGACGUUGUAGAUGUAAAUGGAGUACGAGAAUCUUAUUCAUUUAAUGUCACCGUCUAUGAGCCUGUUCCACUUCCAAGUAUAAGGACUGAGGUGACGGAGAACGCCAUAGACAGAUGCAAUGUUACUCUUCAUUGCUCUGUCCCAUCAAACACAUCAGAUUUCUCCUAUAGCUGGCAAUGUGGAGAUAGGAAAUCUGAUUGUCAGCAGUAUAAUAAUGGAAGAACAGUCCAGAUAUCCCUGAAGAACGACUCCAAGGACAUGGAGAUCCUGUGCAUAGUCCAGAACCCUGUGGACAAGAAGAAUGUCUCUAUCCACGUACAAGAAACCUGUAUGUUUACAGAAAGGUCACCCACUUUGAGAUCGAGAUCUCUUUAUCUUCUGAUCAUAAAGCCAGCGCAAUGUGUACUGUUCCUGGUGCCGUUAAUAAUAUAUCUUGCUAUGAUAAGGGAAGAAAAGGUAGCUUAACACACUGUGGACAUAGAGAAAUGACUCUGCAGCCAACAUCACCUACGCCAGUAUUACACGACACCAACUCCGCUGGCAGCACAUAAACAGUUUUAGAAAAAAAUGCAUCUACAGGCAACAUAGUGUAAAUCUUUCAUCUGCCUGUCGGGGAAACUACAGCUCCCAGUAUGUCCUGACAGCUGCAGGCAACAGCCAGAGAGCCACAAGAUGGGAUGUAAAAAAUAAAAAAAAAUUGUAGAAAAGUGAAAAAAAAAGAAAAGAAAAAAGAUAUG